Messenger RNA from Pistacia vera, 2463 nucleotides. RefSeq names its product magnesium-chelatase subunit ChlD, chloroplastic. The record is from RefSeq and is a predicted model, not a curated record. Lineage: Eukaryota; Viridiplantae; Streptophyta; Magnoliopsida; Sapindales; Anacardiaceae. Bases 40 to 2304 code for a protein of 754 amino acids. Gene Ontology annotation, molecular function: magnesium chelatase activity; ATP binding; ATP hydrolysis activity. The transcript has 15 exons. Gene Ontology annotation, biological process: chlorophyll biosynthetic process.
UAAGAAUCUCAACUUUCUCUCUCUCUCUCUCUCUCCUCAAUGGCAUUCUCACAGACGUUUUCUACGCUAUCUCCACUCUACUCGGAUUCUCUUCUCGUUACUUCACUUAAACCAAACCCACUUCUCUUCUUCUCCUCUUGUUCCUCUUUCAAGCCCCGAAGGUCGUCUCGUCACCGCCCUCUCUCUGUUCUUGCCUCCUCGAAUGCCACUCUUGACUCCAAAAACGGCGCCGUUGUUGGUUCUGGUGAUGACAGGGGUGACUCCUAUGGCCGGCAGUUCUUCCCUUUGGCUGCUGUGGUCGGCCAGGAUGCUAUUAAAACUGCUCUUUUGCUUGGGGCUAUUGACCGUGAAAUUGGUGGGAUAGCCAUCUCUGGAAAACGAGGAACAGCCAAGACAGUUAUGGCACGUGGGUUACAUGCAAUUUUACCACCGAUUGAAGUAGUUGUUGGCUCAACAGCGAAUGUAGAUCCUGCCUGCCCAGAAGAGUGGGAGGAUGGCCUGGCUGAAAAGGUGGAAUAUGAUUCUGCUGGAAACAUUAAGACUCAGAUUGUUAGAUCUCCUUUCGUUCAGAUUCCGCUUGGAGUUACAGAGGACAGGCUUAUUGGAUCUGUUGACGUUGAGGAGUCCAUAAAAACUGGAACAACUGUUUUCCAGCCCGGCCUCCUGGCUGAAGCUCACAGAGGUGUUUUAUAUGUCGAUGAGAUUAAUCUGUUAGAUGAGGGUAUUAGUAAUCUGCUUCUUAAUGUCUUGACGGAAGGAGUUAAUAUUGUGGAACGAGAGGGAAUCAGCUUUAAACAUCCAUGCAAGCCACUUUUGAUUGCUACCUACAACCCAGAAGAGGGUGCUGUACGUGAACAUUUACUAGAUCGUAUUGCAAUUAAUUUGAGCGCAGAUCUUCCAAUGAGUUUUGAAGAUCGUGUUGCAGCUGUUGGGAUUGCAACAAAAUUUCAGGAAAGCAGUAAUGAAGUUUUUAAUAUGGUUGAAGAGGAGACAGAUUUAGCAAAGACUCAGAUAAUUUUGGCAAGAGAAUAUUUAAAAGAUGUUACUAUUGGCAGAGAUCAGUUAAAGUACCUGGUUUUCGAAGCCCUUCGAGGUGGUUGCCAGGGACAUAGAGCAGAGCUUUAUGCAGCCAGGGUUGCAAAAUGCUUAGCUGCUUUUGAAGGGCGUGACAAAGUUUAUGUGGAUGACCUCAAAAAAGCUGUGGAACUGGUCAUUCUCCCUCGUUCGAUCAUUAAUGAAACGCCACCAGAACAGCAAGACCAGCAGCCCCCACCACCACCUCCUCCACCACAAAAUCAAGAUCAAGGGGAAGAACAGGAUGAAGAGGAAGAUCAGGAGGAUGAAAAUGAUGAAGAGAAUGAACAACAGCAGGAACAGAUACCUGAAGAAUUUAUUUUUGAUGCAGAAGGGGGUUUGGUAGAUGAGAAAUUACUUUUCUUUGCACAACAAGCACAGAGACGCCGAGGGAAGGCUGGGAGAGCAAAGAAUGUUAUAUUUUCAGAGGACAGAGGCCGAUAUAUCAAGCCAAUGCUCCCAAAGGGUCCAGUAAAGAGAUUAGCUGUUGAUGCGACCCUUAGGGCAGCUGCACCAUAUCAAAAAUUACGUCGUGAGAAGGACACGCAAAAAAUUAGGAAAGUUUUUGUUGAGAAAACUGACAUGAGGGCAAAAAGAAUGGCAAGAAAAGCAGGAGCAUUGGUGAUAUUUGUGGUUGAUGCAAGUGGGAGCAUGGCUCUGAACCGAAUGCAAAAUGCUAAAGGUGCCGCACUUAAGUUGCUAGCCGAGAGUUAUACAAGUAGAGAUCAAGUUUCUAUUAUUCCUUUUCGUGGAGACUCUGCAGAAGUCCUUCUGCCUCCUUCCAGAUCAAUAGCGAUGGCAAGAAAACGUCUUGAGAGACUUCCAUGCGGUGGAGGUUCACCCCUUGCUCAUGGCUUAACCACGGCUGUAAGGGUAGGGCUAAACGCAGAGAAGAGUGGUGAUGUUGGGCGUAUAAUGAUUGUCGCAAUAACUGACGGCAGAGCCAAUAUAUCACUGAAAAGAUCCACAGAUCCUGAGGCAGCUACUACCGAUGCUCCUAGACCUUCAACACAAGAGUUGAAGGACGAGAUUCUUGAAGUGGCUGGGAAAAUAUACAAAGCAGGAAUGUCCCUCUUAGUUAUCGACACAGAAAACAAGUUCGUCUCCACAGGUUUUGCCAAAGAAAUCGCGAGAAUAGCACAAGGAAAAUAUUAUUACUUACCGAAUGCUUCUGAUGCUGUUAUUUCAGCUACAACCAAGGAUGCUUUAUCAGCCUUAAAGAACUCGUGAUUUUCAAUUUUUUUUCUUUUCUAUUGGCCAAACCCCUUGUAUAAAAUGAGAAAAGAACAGAAAAAAAGAAAAAAAAACGGAGUGAAAUCAACCCAUUGUGUAACUUCAUUGAAAUAUGUUAGGAGUUUAAUUGUGAAAUAAAAAAUUGAGUUUUGUUUA